Colias croceus (clouded yellow) is the source of this 2384-nucleotide messenger RNA. RefSeq names its product eukaryotic translation initiation factor 2A (gene eIF2A). Gene Ontology annotation, biological process: translational initiation. The transcript has 12 exons. The record is from RefSeq and is a predicted model, not a curated record. The coding region runs from base 150 to 1859 and encodes 569 amino acids. Gene Ontology annotation, molecular function: translation initiation factor activity; protein binding; mRNA binding. Lineage: Eukaryota; Metazoa; Arthropoda; Insecta; Lepidoptera; Pieridae. Gene Ontology annotation, cellular component: cytosolic small ribosomal subunit.
GAGAAAUGAGAAUGGCUAAAAUCGGCGAGCUCUGAAAAUGAAAUAGUGCUACGGAUAGUACAUUUUAUGGUUAUAUGUAAUUUUAAUUUAUUCACUAAGCCUUCUUAUAUUAUGAGAAUUUAUUAAAAAGGCUACCACAAAACAAUAAGAUGGCUUCAACACCGAAUAUAACCGGCUUAACAAACAAGAAUUUAUUUCUUGUCGACUUUCAAGAACCAUACACGGAAAAAGUUUUGAGGGAUGAAACUACACCAAACAUACGGAGUGUCGUAUUCAGUCCUAAGGGAAACUAUUUGGCCUACAGAACAGAUAGAAAGGUUGAGAUACUGAAAUGUGCAGACUGGUCUGUAACAGCUACAAUUGAUGGGAAUGUUAAGGACAUGUUUUUCUCUCCUUUGGACACUUACUUCAUAUCAUGGGAAAUGUUCUUCACAACAAAAGACAAUCCUCAGGGAAAGCCCAAUCUACGGGUAUUUAAUUCACAAACUGGAGAGAACAUUGGCUCAUUUAUUCAAAAAAAUCAAAUUGGUUGGCAACCAAAAUGGUCAUCGGAUGAAAAGUUAUUUGCAAUUCACGCAAAUAAUAGAAUACUUAUCUAUGAGGAUGCUAAAUUGGACAGAUACACACACAAUGUGCAAGCGGAAAAACUGCAAGCGUACAGCAUAUCACCAAGUCCAGCACCGGCAUACUAUUUCUCCAUUUUUACAUUAGGUAAAUCUGGUCAGCCGUCAUUCUGGCGUAUAUUUAAAUUCCCCCAAUUUGACAUCAGCAAUGCGAUUGUGAGCCGAUCCUCAUUCCAAGCUGAUAAAGCAACAUUUAACUGGAAUAGACGUGGUACUAAUGUAUUUACCAUGACACAGACAGAUGUAGAUAAAACAGGAGGUUCUUAUUAUGGGAAGCAAGCUUUAUCUUAUGGUGACAUUAAAGGAAAUGGUGGAAAUAUGACAUUCAGCAAAGAAGGACCAAUCCACGCGAUUGCAUGGAAUCCGGGCAACUGGAACGAGUGGGUCGCUGUGUACGGACACGCGCCCGCUAAGGCGACGCUCUUCAACGCUAAGUGCGACCCGUUGUACGAGUUUGGAACUGGGGCAUGGAACGCCAUAUACUUUCCCCCUGAAGGAAAUAUAGUGCUGCUAGGUGGUUUCGGGAACAUAGCGACUGGUCACAUAUCGGUUUGGGAUUUACGUGGUUGCAAGAAGCUGGGAGAAUGCUCAGCGCCAGACACUACUUACUUGCAGUGGGAUCCGCGGGGAGAAACAUUCAUCACCGCUACCACUUACCCUAGACUCACUGUUGGAAAUGGGUACAAAAUCUGGCACUACACUGGAGCGCUAAUGCACAAACGCGAGUGCGUAGAAAAAGAGAAUUUACUGUCAAUCAUUUGGCGGCCGGGCACAUAUCCAAAGAGUGAAUUGUCCAAAACAGUGCCCAAAGGGAUAGAAGUCGCCGCGCCGAAGGCCACUGCGUACAGACCACCAGCGGCUCGCAAUAAACCAUCCACAUUCAUUAUGCAUGAACAUGAGAAACCUCAUAAACCUGGACAAAAUGCCGAGGCCGCCCCAUCAAAGCAAGCGAUAAAGCAAAAGGAAAAACGCGAAGCGCGCAAAGCACGUAAAGCGGAAGAGAAGGCGACAGAUAAAGGUGACACUCCCCCCAGCACACCCUCCAGCCGGGCGCCAUUCGUGUCCACGGGCGACCCGGAGAAGGAUAAAAAGAUUAGAAAUGUUAAUAAGAAACUUAAUGACAUAGACAAACUAAAACAACAGAAGGCAGCCGGAAAGCAAUUGGAACUCAAUCAGUUAGCGAAAAUUGAAAAUGAAGCUGCUUUGCUGCAAGAACUUGAGCAGCUCAAAUUAUGAUGCAAAUAAAAUAAUAUAUUUAUAUCUAACUUGGAUUUCGCUCAGAAUAGAUAAUAAAAAUACUUAUUACUGUAUUCAUAAAUACAUUUUUAGUAUUGUUAAGAAAUAUCAAGCAUUUUCUGUGGACAUUUUUUUUUAUUCUAGUGAGAUAAAUCUAGAAUUCUAUAGCUAUUACUUAAUUGUUUUUUUUAUAUUUAAGUUGAUUAAAUAACCAUUUUUUUAUCAGAAGUAAAUUGUACACCUUAAGAACAAUUUUAUGUAAGGGACUUUUUGCAUUGUUUGUGUGUUAUAAAAUUCUUCAAUACAUGUUCAAUACUAACAAUAUUACACCUUUAUUUAACACGACUAUUCUUACUUCAUUUGUAUGAGGUGUCAAAUUAAUUAAAUUGUGUAAAAUAUUGGAAUUAUAUUUUUAUAUAUUAUAUAGCUUUAUCGAAGAAAAAGUGCUACGCAACUUCAGUGGUUAUAAAAAUAUAUACUUAUAAUGAAAAUCUAUUAAUGUUUUAAUAAAAUGUAAAAUUUAAA